Molecule: messenger RNA, 2937 nt
Organism: Haplochromis burtoni (Burton's mouthbrooder)
Lineage: Eukaryota; Metazoa; Chordata; Actinopteri; Cichliformes; Cichlidae
Product: spondin-1-like
Exons: 2
Coding region: 218-559 (113 amino acids)
Biological process (GO): cell adhesion
Cellular component (GO): extracellular matrix
Source: RefSeq, a predicted model, not a curated record
AAUAAUAAUAUUUAAGGGCUAUGUAACAAUGAACCGACAAAGUCAAGACAAAAGCACACUAAGUAAACGCCAGGGAGAAGAUAAUAAGGUCAAGUGAGCUCACCAAUCCUGGAGUAGCUCUUUUUAAAUUUUGUGCCUUUAUUCCUGUCUUUCCCUCCAUGUUUACCUUUUCCCCUUCUCUUCCUUUUUUCCUUCCAUCUAUCUAGCUGUCGACUGCAUGGUCUCAGAGUGGACAGAGUGGUCAGAGUGCAACAAGACCUGUGGUAAAGGACACACCAUUCGGACCCGUAUGAUCAAAGUGGAGCCACAGUUUGGAGGCAGCUAUUGUCCUGAGGCCAUCCAGAGGAAGAAGUGCAAGCUCCGGAAGUGUCGGCGAAAACCGAUUAAGGAGGAAGAGGUGCCAGGUUGCAGGAUGCAGCCGUGGUCUAGCUGGACAGAGUGCACCAAACCGUGCGGGGGAGGGAUCCAGGAGCGUUUCAGGGUGGCAAAGAAAAGAACAAAGUCCAAAGGCUGUAAGGACAGGAAGGAGAUCCGUGCCUGUAACGCUCGGGAAUGCUAGGGGGCACUGCUAAGCUACAGAGAGGCAGGGAGGUGUGCAGUGGAUUAAACAUGAAAAUCAGAAUUCAUUAAAAACAGUGGUGACAGAGAUUGAUUUUUUUUUUUUUAUGUAGCUGGGAGGAGACGUACAGGAUUAUUAUGGGUUAUUAUUGGAAAAAUCUGAGGAUUUAAGUAAGGAUUUAAGAAAGGGAAGGAAUAAGAAGAAUAAGACAUAAUGACAUGCUGUUUUAGUGACGAUUUUGUGGACAUUUAGUUAGCUGGGUUGAUUUAUUUUCCUUUUAGAGCAUAGUGGAAGUAUUAGAGAGAAAGCCUGUGUCCUGCAAAAAAAAAGAAGAAGAAGGAAACCUAACGCUAAAGUAACCUAAUACAUAUUUUGCAACAAACUUUAACUUUUUAGUUGGGUUUUGUUUACUCCUAGUAGGAAAGUAUUUUCUGUGUAUUUUCACCAAUGUCUCCCUGUCCUCUGCAGCACCUACAAAACAUUGAUUUAGCUACUAAAAAAUCAGGAGCUGAGCAUUUUAAUGAAAGCUGGAUACUUUUAAUGUACUGUUUAUGUAAAGGCUCUACUGGGGAGAAUUCAAAAUUAGCAUUAGCUAAGUGGAUUACAUGCUCUGUAUUGGAAAUAUGUUAACCUGCUUUGUCCCCAUUAAGAUGCCUCCUAUAACACUACCAGACAACUUUAAUCUGACCAUUAAAUGCCAUAAUACUGUGAUACUACUUUACUUUGAUUUAGUGUUUCAUCCAGUGCUACUGUAAUAUUAAGAUUUCUUGCACAGGAAAAUAUUAGUUCAGUGAGAGCUAUUAUACUCAAAAGAAUAUUAAGUACAUCUGUACUAUAAGGUCAGACACAUGGUAACAGGAGGAGCAGGGUGGAGAGCACAAAGCAGCUUGUAGUGACAGUGGAGAAGCUGGAUGGAUGAAUGUGUAGAAGGGAAUCAGCCGGGAUUGUGACCGAGUGUGAAGUUGUGAUCUGUCUGGAGUAAUGCCAUGUUUAAUUAUUACUCUUAGUUUGUGUGGUAAAAGGAUGCAACUUCUACCUGGUUGGCUGAGGGAAAAUGAAAACUACAUAAAAGACAAUGAGAAAACGCACUGAGUGGCUCUGUUCAAAAAGCACAAAAUCCAUCUUCUAGUGUGUCUAGUUCAAUGACGCAUCACUCAUUAUGUAAAAUGUUUAGUGCACACCAGUUUCCACUGGGCUCUGUGAAGGGCUAUUUUUUGGACAUGUGCAGUCACUGUAAGGGUGACAGUGAAACAGCAAUUGCAUUGCAGAGCCAGGAUAAGUCUUCCCCUUGCUUUCAGACUUCAGGCUAAACAAACUAAGUUGGUUCUCACAAAUAUCAGAGGAUGAGUUUAUACAUCCAACACAAUUGGAUCAGUGUAAAAGAAGCCUGUUUCUCAAAAUGUUAAUGUGCUACUCCAGUGUUAUUGUUGUAUGAAAUAAACUUAACGUCAGAUAAUGGAAACAGAAACAUUUUUAGGAUGUAUUACCCACUGCUUUAAAAAUGAGCUUCGGUUCUAGUGAGAAAAAAAUCCCACGGAUUGAAUAAUUGACUGCAAACUAACUGUGAAAAUCUUCUUCUUCUUUUUUUUUGCAAGACAUAGAUGGUAACACAGAAGUCUCUAAAAAUCUGAGGAUAUACGUACAUUCACUAUCUAACCAACACAUAUAAAUGACACUGCUAUGUAAUUACUAAAAACCACUUUCCUUAUGAACAGACCAUUUCAGUGGAGAUGUUUUAUACUGUUAAAAUGAGUCUUUAUAUACUGUACUGCUGUUUAUCUGUCAUUUCAGCUGAUGUAGCAUCAAGCCUGCGAUAGCUCUCAUUCUGUCAGAAGAGUUUAUUUUAGCAUGUUCAGAGAUGAUUAUGUUUUAUUUGGACAUCACGCUUUAUCAGCUGUAGUUGCGGUCGUAAAACACUAGCGAAAUGACUGUAUCUGCUUUGUUCAGACGGAGCCUUAGAAGUGUCUUAGACAUCUUACACAUCUGCUGGCUGUAAAAGGCAUAUGUACUGUAGAGGAUAUAGAAGUUUCUACAGUAUUCAAACCUGUAGGAUAGAUCAAUGUACAGCAGACUGUUACUGGGACCUUGGUUACAACACAUUUUUCCCAUGUAUUGUUUUUACUGCGCUUUGUGAAGAUAAAAUCGAUCUGUAAAAUCUUUUGGGGAUUUUUUUUUUUUUUUUUUUUUUUGCAUUACUUAGCAGAUUUUGUUGCAUUUUUUUUAUAAGAAUGUCAACACAAAGGUGUGUUUUCUGAAGAUGUUUUCUCUGAAGUCACUUUCUUUUAUUUACAGGGCUCUUUCUUUUGUUUCUUUAUGUCUGUACCAUGUGACUCUUUUGUAAGAAACCACCUUUACAAUAAAAAAAAUGGUAAAUGUGA